UGAUUUGUGUUAUCUUUGCAGCAGAGUAUACUUUUGAAAUGUCAUAAAAUUUUCGUGACUUUAGCAAUUCUGCUAAUUUGUGAACUUCAAUAUUGAAUUGAUCAAGUUUCCCGUAUUCUUCGCGUUUUGCUCGUGUAAGAGGAGAAAAUGCCAUCGAGCAAUCCCCUUCCUCCGAAGGAAAACGCUUUAUUCAAGCGAAUCCUGAAAUGUUACGAGUACAAGCAGUACAAGAAUGGGCUGAAAUUUGCCAAGCAAAUCCUGUCGAAUGCGAAGUUUGCCGAGCACGGAGAAACGUUGGCGAUGAAGGGGCUAACGUUGAAUUGCUUAGGCCGGAAAGAAGAAGCAUAUGAUCUCGUUCGCCGGGGACUCAGAAAUGAUCUGCGGUCCCACGUUUGUUGGCACGUUUACGGAUUGCUUCAACGGUCAGACAAGAAGUAUGACGAAGCAAUCAAAUGUUAUCGUAACGCCUUGAAACACGACAAAGAAAAUAUUCAAAUUUUGAGAGAUCUGUCACUUCUGCAAAUACAGAUGAGAGAUCUCGAAGGUUACCGGGACACUAGGUACCAGCUUUUGAUGCUUCGUCCAAAUCAACGAGCAUCAUGGAUUGGUUACGCUAUGUCGCAUCACUUGCUGGGAGAAUUUGAAAUCGCUUUCGAAAUUCUCGAAGAAUUUCGAAAAACUCAAACGGUGAAAACGGAAUAUGACUACGAGUAUAGCGAACUUUUACUUUAUCAAAACAUGAUCCUCGCCGAGUCAGGAAAAACGACCGCUGCUUUGGCUCACUUGGAAAAACACGAGAGCGGAAUUUGUGAUCAACAAUCUAUCAUGGAAACGAAAGGCUCCUUGUACAUGCAGCUUAGUAGAAAGGGUGCCGCGGAAGAAGUCUUUCGAAAGCUGCUCAGCCGAAAUCCCGACAACAAGGAAUACUACAGGAAGUUGGAAUCAUCUUUGGGACUGGAAGAUGUUGCGACACGUUUGAAGUUUUAUGAGCUGGAGCAAAAGAAGUUCGGACGGGCUUUGCCUCCGAAACGUUUGCCUCUUGAUUUUACGUCCGGAGCAACAUUUGAGAAGCUAGUGAGCGAGUACCUGAAGAGGGCAUUGACAAAAGGUGUUCCCCCGCUCUUCCUCGAUUUGAGGCCUCUAUACAAGGAUGCGGAGAAGGUUAAAAUCAUUGAGAACCUCGUGUUGAGGUACUGUGUUUCACUCAAGACACACGAUUCGUACGACGGUGAGGGCAGUGCGCGAGAACCGGCAACAACAAUCCUGUGGGCAUAUUUCUACCUGUCGCAACACUACGACCAUUUGGGUGAUAUCGAGAAGGCUAUGCAAUAUAUUAACUGGGCGUUGGAACACACACCGACACUUAUUGAACUUCAUGUCUUGAAGGGCAAAAUUUAUAAGCAUGCCGGUGAUAUGGUGGAAGCCUAUCGUUGCUUAGAAGAAGCUCAGUCGCUUGAUAUGGCUGACCGUUAUCUCAAUUCAAAGUGCGCCAAAUACAUGCUCCGUGCCGGCCUCGUGAAGGAAGCUGAAGAAAUGUGUUCGAAAUUCACACGGGAGGGAGUUUCAGCUAUGGAAAAUCUCAACGAAAUGCAGUGCAUGUGGUUCCAAACUGAAUGUGCCAUGGCCUUCAAGCGACUCGGAAAGUUCGGGGAAGCAUUGCGGAAAUGCCACGAAGUGGAUCGACAUUUUUCCGAGAUCCUCGAGGACCAGUUUGACUUCCACACGUAUUGCCUGAGGAAGAUGACACUGCGGUCGUAUGUGGAACUGCUCAAAGUGGAGGACGCGUUGCGUGCGCAUCCGUUUUACUAUCGCGCGGCUCGUUGCGCGAUACAAGUGUACCUGCGACUCCACGACAAACCGCUUCCGCACCCGGACGCCAGUCUCAACGUGGACACCGGUGAGUUGUCUUCG
Molecule: messenger RNA, 1911 nt
Organism: Notodromas monacha
Lineage: Eukaryota; Metazoa; Arthropoda; Ostracoda; Podocopida; Cyprididae
Source: the annotation of a GenBank genome assembly